GUGAUCUUCAAGUUAAUCAAGUUGGGUUGUAUAAAUUGUUGUGUUGUUUGGGACUUAUAGCGGAAUUAUGGAUGAUGAAUUCAGAAUGCUGCUGCUGAGCUUCUUGUUGUAUGUUACAGGUAAGGUGGCUACAGUAUAUUUGUUGAAUAUUGCACACAAGCAAAAAGAAAUUGAAAAUGAAUAUAGAAAUAUUCGGGGAUCAGAGCAGUUUUAGUAGCAUCUGCAAAGCCCUCAACUGUUGUAUAUGUAUAAUGUUACAAUUGGAAGUCAAUCCGGUUAAGGGCAUCUGCCUUAUAAUAUAAGAUGUAAUUUUGCAUUUUACACCAGUAACGUGGUCCACAGUGGGCUGCCCACAGUGACCAGAUAUGGGGCCAGUUUCAAAGCCGAGGGUGUAGAGGUUUAUAUUUAUUUAAUUAUAUUGUAAAAACAUUUUCUAAAACCUUAUAGAGGAAUCAGGAGAAUAAGGAGCAACCUGCUGUUGGACUAAUAUUGGCCUGUGUGUGUGUGUGUGUGUGUGUGUGUGUGUGUGUGUGUGUGGGCAUGUGUGAACUUGACUUACUGAUGAUAAAUUUACAAACCAGUGCUUUUGAAAAUUACUUAUUUCGGUCUUUUAGACAUUUAAGGAAUGUUGCAUUAAUAUAAUGAUCUCUUUCCAUUUUUUAUUCCAAAAGCAUGAAUAUUAUGUGAAUAUUAUGUGCAUCGUUAUAUAGCGAUGUGAAGCAGACUUCCUGUUACUACUUUGCAGAUGAUUGUUUUCAAUAACAGCACAACAAACAGUUUUUUUGUUCUUCUUUUCUACUGCAGCUAUAAAUAUACAACUAAUUCAAGUUGUAAUGUUACUAAGAAACAACACAGCCAUGUCAGAAAACAUUAUCUUUAAGCUUAUAGCUUCACCUCUGCCUAUUACAACCCACACUAAUGACUUCUUCCAUCAGUGCUAAUCCAAUCAGAAGUUGAAAAAUAGUGUAAUUGCUCUGAAACCUAAAACUUCACCUUAUCAACAAUUAUGGUGUUUUAAAAUUCUGGGGCACAUGUGAGAGUUCUUACUGAAGAAACAUUCACAUAUUAGAAGGAAUGCAUGAAUAUAAACCUGAUUUUGUUUUAUUGUGUUUAAUAUUCAAUGUUAACAUUUCAGUUUCAGUAUCGGGUAUCCAGCAUGUGCACGUGUCAUGCAGUAAAAAGGAAAUCUGUGCUCUGAAUGAGUUAUCAGUAACCCUGACAUGCUCGUACUCAAAUAUCAACAUCACCACUGGCUUCUGGUUCAAUCUAAAAGACAAAGCUAAAUGGUGGAAGGAAGAACAUCCAGAAGAUUUAACUUUAGACUCGGACUAUGCAGGACGUGUGAGAUACACAGAGAUGACAAAUUCCAGCUCGACUCUUACAAUAACAGACCUGAGAGAGAGAGACUCAGGGGAAUAUCACCUCAUGUUUAUUACGGAUAAAGGAGAGAAAUAUCAGAGCUCAGCUGGAGUUACUCUAACAGUUACAGACCUGCAGGUGACUCAUAACUUCACAGAACAAACUCUUACCUGCCGCACUUCCUGUCCCCUGACCUCUCAAAUUACACCGUACUACUGGUACAGGAAUGGACAAAUGUUAAAAACAUACACAGAAACCUUCUCUUUAAAAGUUGCUGAUGAUGGAAGUUACUCCUGCUCUGCUGACUAUUACAAAUUUUACUCUCCUCCACUGUGUGUUGGAAGAAAUUGUUGGAAUGUGACCUACACAGAUAAAAGAGUGUGUGCUAUGGAAGGAUCUUCAGUGAAAUUUUCUGGAACUUACUCACAUCCCAGUAAUCUGCGUGUUAAAGUUUUCUGGCAUUAUUUUCAGUCUGGUAAAACUAUUGAUCUGAAGACUGUAACACAUGUUGCUAAUCGAGUUGAAUACAGGAAGAAUAAUGUAACUUUGAAAAUAAACCAGCUGACAAAAGAUGACUCUAAUGAAUAUCUCCUUAGAUUCAUUACUAAUGAUAGUAGAGGUUUCUCUGGUAAACCUGGAGUGAUUCUGAAAGUCACAGAUCUGCAGGUAAGAGUGAGUCAGUCUGCAGUGGAUUCAGAAGAACAGACUACAGUAACGCUGAGCUGCAUCACCUCCUGCACCCUGUCCAACAAUCCCACUUACAUGUGGUACAAGAACAGACAGCCUGUUACAAACAAACCCACCAAACACAACAAGCUCUACCUGAGCUCCAGUAAAGAUGCAGGAAACUACUCCUGUGCUGUGAGAGGAUGUGAGGAACGCCGCUCUCCUGAAGAAACUGUGACAAUCAAACCAGGUUCAGAGGAUCACACGGUGUUAAAGUACAUCAUAGUGGGACUGACUGCAUUCCUGGUAGUAACACUCCUCUCAGGAGCUCUGUGUGUGUGGAAGAGAAAGUCAAGUUCAGCUAAUGGCCACAGCAGCAGUGGUGAGAACGAACAGCAUCACUUUGCCUCAGACCUCAAUGGAAGUGUUCCCUCAGACGAUCAGGAUAAUGUUCAGUAUGCCAGUGUUUUCUUUAAACACUCCCAGGCACCCAAACCAUGUCCAGACACCACAGAGGAAGAUGAUGUCCAGUAUGCUGCUGUGAACAUUAGAAGGAGCGCUGCUGCCACCCGGCUUGUAGCAGAUGAAGCAGCUGAUGAUCCAUCUCAGAUUUACAGCAAGGUCCAGAAACGCCCCACUUAACCAUGUAACCCAUCAUUAGUUCAUUUUCCUGGUACAUCUAAAGAGAUAUAAGUUUUGGGUCCUAGAAAAAAAAAUAGCAUAAAAAAGAUGUCCAAGUUCUGUUCUGAAACAAGGGAAAAGGGAUGCUUUGAGAUUUUAUUAGAGUUGUUGUAGCAGUAUCAUUGCUUCAGAAGUGUAUUUAAAUGCUUUUAUAAUAUUGUAUGCUCUUUAACCUAAAACAAUAUUUUAGUUUAUAGGAUCUUUAUUUCAAAUUGUUUUAUAUCCAUUAUAAGCUUUGAUUAAUAUUUGCUUGUUAUAUUUGACAUGCUGCCUAUUAUGUUACCUAGUGUAAUCAUUGUUUUAAUCAAAAUCCUUUUUUAUUUUAUGCUGUUUAACAAUUAGAUUCAAGUUUACUUUAAUUUAUUUAUUUUCUGGUACGACAAACAAAUAAUUAUCAUAGUUAGCCAAAAUGAAUGCGUUUAAGUCAUUUUUACAUUACUUAUUUUUUGGUUAUACUUUAUUUAAAGGAUUAUUAAAAAAGCUUUUCAUGGAACAUCAACAGCCACAGCAAUUGUGCUCGUCUUUGUGUAAUGUGUAUAAAACAUGUACAACAUGUAUGUUAUGAGCUCACUUUGAUUGACUAAUUAAAUUGACAAACUUUUUCAA
This is a messenger RNA of Silurus meridionalis, 3312 nucleotides long. RefSeq lists its product as uncharacterized. NCBI's taxonomy places the organism in Eukaryota, Metazoa, Chordata, Actinopteri, Siluriformes, Siluridae. The coding region runs from base 1075 to 2667 and encodes 530 amino acids. The transcript has 8 exons. The record is from RefSeq and is a predicted model, not a curated record.